AUGGGAGACGCAAGCGGAACCCAGAGCACUGUCUCUGCACAGGAUGCCCCGCAAAAGCAAAUCAUUUUGAACGCUUUCGACAUGUGUACUGUCGGACAUCUAUCUCCUGGGCAGUGGAAGAAUCCGAAAGAUAGAUCAGCCACCAAGAGGAAACUUGAUUACUGGAUUGACCUGGCGAAGCUGUUGGAGCGUGGAGGCAUCAACUGUCUCUUCCUUGCAGAUACUUAUGGAGGAGUCGACACGUAUGAGAACUCACUGGACAAUACCAUCAGGAGAGCUGCACAAUGGCCCAUGACGGAUCCGACAAUCCCCAUCUCAGCAAUGGCGGCGGUCACAAAGAACCUCGGGUUUGGCAUCACCGCGUCCACAUCGUUUGAGCCUCCUUUUCUGCUGGCCAAACGAUUUUCCACCUUGGAUCAUUUGACCAAUGGUCGGAUAGGUUGGAACAUUGUGACUUCAUGGAAGAAGUCGGCGUUCAAAGCCAUUGGAAUCGACAAUCCCAUUGAUCACGACGAGCGGUAUCUCCAAGCCGACGAAUACCUCAGGGUUUUGUACAAGCUGUGGGAAGGCUCAUGGGCCGACGACGCCGUUAACCCGGAUCCGGAAAACGACUCGUACAUCGACCCGGACAAAGUACGGACGAUUCACCACCACGGCAAGUAUUUUAAUCUGGACACAAGACAUAUCGUCGACCCGUCUCCUCAACGAACGCCGUUCCUCUUCCAGGCAGGCACGUCAGCAGCAGGAUCCGAGUUUGCAGCGACGCACGCCGAGGCCAUCUUCGUGUCGUCACACUCGCCGACAGUGCUGAGACCGAAGAUCGACAAGAUCCGCCAGCUGGCGGCCGAGAAGGGUCGGGAUCCCAAAUCGCUCAAGUUCUUCGCCACGUUCACGCCUAUAGUGGGCCGAACGGACGAAGAAGGGCGACAGAAGUACGAAGAGCUGAAGAAAUACGCCUCGACCAUCGGCGGCCUGGUCUUGUUCAGCGGCUGGACGGGCAUCGACAUCUCCAAGAUCCCGCUCGACCAGGAGAUCUCGGCGGCGGACUCGGCCGAAGCGAACAGAAUCACCAGUCUGCUCGACAUCUUCACCACCACGAGCGCGGAUAUUCCGAAAUGGACGCCGCGCAUCGUGGCCGAAAAGGCCGCCUUCGGGGGUCUGGGUCCUGUCGGGAUCGGGAGUCCCCAGACCGUGGCGGACGAAAUGGAACGGUGGAUCCGUGAGGCCGACCUGGACGGUUUCAAUCUGUCAUAUGUCACCACUCCGGGAGGCUUUGAGGAUGUCGUGGACUUGUUGAUCCCGGAAUUACGCAAGCGCGGAUUAUACCCCCAGGCACCGGAGGAAGGCUUGACUGCUAGAGAGAAGGUGUAUGGGAAAGGACAGUCCAAGCUGAGAGACGACCACAUCGGCAGCACCUACAAAUAUGAUGUGUACAAGGAGGAAGAGUCGCCUGAGGCGGCCAAAGCUGAGGAAGAGCAGAAAGCGUGA
Capronia coronata CBS 617.96 is the source of this 1488-nucleotide messenger RNA. Its product is annotated as alkanesulfonate monooxygenase. The record is from RefSeq and is a predicted model, not a curated record. Gene Ontology annotation, molecular function: monooxygenase activity; oxidoreductase activity, acting on paired donors, with incorporation or reduction of molecular oxygen. The transcript has 4 exons. Lineage: Eukaryota; Fungi; Ascomycota; Eurotiomycetes; Chaetothyriales; Herpotrichiellaceae. The coding region runs from base 1 to 1488 and encodes 495 amino acids.